This is a messenger RNA of Nannospalax galili (Upper Galilee mountains blind mole rat), 3078 nucleotides long. RefSeq lists its product as uncharacterized. Gene Ontology annotation, biological process: virion assembly; proteolysis. The record is from RefSeq and is a predicted model, not a curated record. Gene Ontology annotation, molecular function: zinc ion binding; aspartic-type endopeptidase activity; nucleic acid binding. Lineage: Eukaryota; Metazoa; Chordata; Mammalia; Rodentia; Spalacidae.
CCUCAGGCUUUAACUGCUUUAAUUGAGUCUAUUCUUCUUACCCACCAACCCACUUGGGAAGAUUGCCAACAACUUCUCCAGGCACUCCUAACCACAGAGGAGAGACAGCGAGUCAUCCUGGAAACCCGGAAAAACGUCCCCGGGCAGGAUGGGAGACCUACUAUGCUCCCAAAUAAAAUAGACGCAAGAUUCCCUCUGACUAGACCCAACUGGGAUCCUGAAACCUUGGCAGGUAGGGAGCGUCUCCGUCUUUAUCGCCAGACUCUGUUAGCGGGUCUCAAAGGGGCCGGAAGGUGCCCGACCAAUUUGGCAAAGGUACGUGCUAUAACCCAAGGAAAAAAUGAAACCCCCGCAGGGUUUCUAGAAUGCUUGAUAGAGGGAUAUCGGAUGUACACCCCUUUUGAUCCCACAGCCCAGGAGCGUCAGGCAGAUCUUGUUAUGGCCUUUAUAGGGCAAUCAGCUCCUGACAUUCGUGGUAAGCUCCAAUGGCUGGAGGGCCUACAGGGGUACUCCUUACAGGAUUUAGUAAGAGAAGCUGAAAGAAUCUAUAAUAAGCGAGAAACUUUAGAAGAAAGAGAGGACAGAAUCAGAAAAGAGCAGGAAGCUAGAGAAGAUAAGAGAGAGAAAAAGAGAAAUAAAGAAUUAAGUCAAAUUUUGGCCACAGUAGUUCAGGGAACAGGACCAGGACCAGGUAGGAACCUGGGAGACAAGAGAAGGCCCUGAGUAGAUAAAGACCAGUGUGCCUAUUGCAAGGAGAGAGGACAUUGGGCUCAAGAAUGUCCAAAGUAGCUGAACAGACUUCAAAAGAAAACAACCCCAGUUUUGACUCUAGGGGACUAGGGGAGUCGGGGCCAGGAGCUCCCCCCUGAGCCCAGGGUAACCUUGAAGAUAGGGGGGCAAUUGACUACCUUCAUGGUAGACACAGGAGCUCAGCACUCGGUCCUAACAACAACUGAGGGACCUAUGAGUUCCAAGACAGCCUGGGUCCAAGGGGCCGGAGCUACUGUAAAAGGAAAAGAUGGAGCUCCAUUACAGGUGUUAACCCUGCAGCUGGAAGAUAAACAUCAGUUAUAUGAGGGACUGGUAACAAAAACUCCUGGUAUAUCUGAUUGGCUAAGUAAAAUCCCCUCAGCAUGCGCCAAGACAGGAGGCCCAGGACUAGCAUAUAACCAGCCUCCAAUAGUGGUCACAUUAAAACCAUCUGCAACUCCAGUUUCAAUUAAACAAUACCCUAUGAGCAAAGAGGCCCGAGAGGAAAUUAGAGCCCACAUCCAAAGACUUUUACAAAUGGGCAUACUUCACCCUUGCCAAUCCCCUUGGAACACCCCGCUGCUCCCCGUAAAAAAGCCAGGGACAGAUGAUUAUCGACCAGUUCAAGACUUAAGAGAAGUCAAUCGGAGGAUAGAAGAUAUCCAUCCCACUGUUCCUAAUCCCUAUAAUCUCCUGAGUUCUUUACCUCCCAGUCACAGGUGGUAUACUGUACUUGACCUGAAGGAUGCAUUCUUCUGUCUAAGGCUGAGCCUGGUUACCCAGCCCAUCUUCACUUUUGAAUGGAAAGACCCUGAAGCUGGAAUAUCGGGACAACUAACCUGGACGCGACUUCCCCAAGGAUUAAAAAACUCCCCUACUUUGUUUGAUAAAGCUCUACAUUGUGACCUGGCUGACUUUCGGGUAAGAAACCCACAGAUUAUGCUCCUCCAGUAUGUAGAUGACCUCCUCUUAGCUGCUGAGAUGGAAGCAAGCUGUUUUCAAGGUACGGAGGCUCUCCUAUUGAGACUGGGGGAACUUGGAUACCGAGCCUCAACAAAGAAGGCCCAAAUCUGCCUACAGCAGGUAAACUACUUGGGCUACCAGCUAGAGGGAGGACAACGAUGGUUAACAAAAAGUGAAAAACAAGCGGUAGCCUCUAUUCCCCCACCAACUUCAGCCAGAGGACUCAGAGAGUUCUUGGGAAGCGCAGGAUUCUGUAGACUAUGGAUACCGGACUUCGCCAAGAUAGCGGCUCCUCUACACCCUUUAACAAAAAAUGGGACCCCUUUGGCCUGGACAGAAGAACACCAGAGAGUUUUUGACAAAAUAAAAAGAGCACUGCUGAUGGCUCCAGUGCUAGGAUUGCCAGAUUUGACAAAACCUUUCAUCCUAUAUGUGGAUGAAAACAAAGGGAUGGCAAAAGGAGUUCUUACUCAGACUUUACGACCCUGGAAAAGGCGUGCUUAUCUCUCAAAAAGACUGGACAAUGUAGCCGCUGGCUGGCCCCCAUGCUUGAGAAUCAUGGGGGCAAUAGCAUCCCUGGUAAAAGACUCAGACAAACUCACCAUGGGCCAGCCCUUGACUAUUAUAACACCACAUGCGGUGGAGUCUAUCAUUAGACAGCCCCCUGACAGAUGGCUGUCAAAUGCCAGGGUAACUCAUUACCAGGCACUACUAUUGAAUCCAGAAAAGAUCAAGUUUGGUAGCCCUGCUACCUUAAACCCUGCCACACUGCUACCAACCCCCGAGAAAGACACUGAGAUUCCCCAUGAUUGUCAGCAAAUACUUGUGGAGAUGCAUGGGACGAGGGAAGACCUCACUGACCAGCCCCUAACAGAUGCAGAUGCCACCUGGUAUACGGACGGGAGCAGUUUUCUGCGAGACGGUGAGUAUAAGGCGGGGGCGGCAGUGGUUGAUGGAGAGAAGAUAAUUUGGGCCCAAGCACUGCCAGCCGGAACAUCGGCCCAGCGGGCUGAAUUGGAAGCCCUGAUUCAGGCCCUAAAGUUAGCAAAGGGCAAAAAGGUCAACAUUUACACUGACAGCCACUAUGCGUUCGCCACGGCUCACGUACAUGGAGAAAUUUACCGGAGGCGGGGCCUCCUCACCUCAGCUGGUAAGGACAUUAAGAACAAAGAAACAAUAGUGGCCCUUCUACAAGCCUUGUACUUGCUUAAAAAGGUCAGCAUUAUCCAUUGCCCUGGACAUCAGCGAGACCAGGGGCCAAUUGCUCGGGGCAAUUGGAUGGCAGAUAAAACUGCCCGUCAGGCAGCAGAAGGCACCUGCAUUCUCUACACACACGCAGACCUUAAGGCUGAAAUUGAGGCAUAA